AUGAUAAAGCACGAUUAUAAUGCUGACAAAAGAAAGAAGACUGGAAAAAGGACUGAAAGGAAAAACGAGAAAGAGGCAUAUUCAUCAUGUCCCUCCUUUGCUCUACAGGUUACAAGAAAACAGAUCAAGGACCUCUACAGUGAAUUAAAAAACUUGCCUAAGGAGUCAAAUGCAGUAAUUCUCAAUGUGUUAGAAGGCAAUGACUGGCAGCCUGUAACUGUAAAAACAAUAGAAGGUAAGUUAGCUAAACACACUGUUCUUGUUGAUCAUGAUUAUUUACCUGGUAAACAUAAAAGAAAUGAAACUCAGACAGAGGUAGAAGCUUCUAAAUGUGAAUUAGAUCAUCUUUUCAAGAAAGCUCCAGUACAUUGUUUUGGGGAAAAUCAGUGUGAGCCAUUAGACAUCAACGUUUUACCAGAAUUAAUCAUUUCCCAUUCUGUAGCAAUGUCUAACUUACCUGAACAACAGACUGAAACUAACAUGAUUGUAGAAACUGAAACUGAUGAAGCUAUGAUUUCUGAGGAAACUUUAAAUGAUGAUCCUGAUUUUCAAAGCAAUAGUAACUUUACCAUACCCAAUCCCACACAGUGCUACCCAGAUGACUUGGAUUUAACUGAUGAGAACUUUAUAGCACUUUGUAAAGAGUACAUGAAAACCAUCAAAAUAACUGAAGAUGGUAUCAACAUUGUUGAGGAAAAAACAAGAGGGCAAUCUAGCAACUCAGAUUGGCUUCAAUACAGAUGUGGAAGACUAACUGCAUCGAAAUUUGGUGAAAUCAGAAACAGAAGAGUAACUACACCCCCUGAUGGGCUUGUGAGGAAUGUUUCAGUACAACGGCAGGCCAAAUAUACUAUAUCAGUGUCAAGUGGGGUUAGAAAUGGAAACAGUCAUCAUAGGCAAACACUUUCAACAUCAAGGAAACAAUGGUCAAAAAGAUAA
Messenger RNA from Porites lobata, 939 nucleotides. NCBI's taxonomy places the organism in Eukaryota, Metazoa, Cnidaria, Anthozoa, Scleractinia, Poritidae. The record is from the annotation of a GenBank genome assembly.